Molecule: messenger RNA, 537 nt
Organism: Aptenodytes forsteri (emperor penguin)
Lineage: Eukaryota; Metazoa; Chordata; Aves; Sphenisciformes; Spheniscidae
Gene: HES1
Product: hes family bHLH transcription factor 1
Biological process (GO): regulation of neurogenesis; negative regulation of neuron differentiation; Notch signaling pathway
Cellular component (GO): nucleus
Molecular function (GO): DNA-binding transcription factor activity, RNA polymerase II-specific; RNA polymerase II cis-regulatory region sequence-specific DNA binding
Source: RefSeq, a predicted model, not a curated record
AUGAAAGGCUCGCUGACAGCCUGCAAGGCGAUGCCGCGGGAACGGCCGCAGGUACUGGGGGGCGGUGAGGGGUACCAUGCUCUGUACCUGUAUCCCCAGUACAGGGUGGCUGCGGGGGGCACUGUGCUCUCCGUCUGCAUCCCUGCCGCACUGAGCACAGACCCCACGGUGCUGGGCAAGUACCGUGCCGGCUUCAGUGAAUGCAUGAACGAGGUGACACGGUUCCUCUCCACCUGCGAGGGCGUCAACACCGAGGUGCGCACCCGGCUCCUGGGCCACCUGGCCAGCUGCAUGACUCAGAUCAAUGCCAUGAACUACCCUGCACCCCCCCCGCCCCCGCUGCCACCAGCCGCAGCCUUUGGGCCACCCCUGGUGCCGCCGGGCAGUGGCGCGGGGCCGCUCCCGGGCAUGCCCUGCAAGCCGGGCGCCGACGCAGCCAAGGUGUACGGUGGCUUCCAGCUGCUGCCAGCCUCCGAUGGGCAAUUCGCCUUCCUCAUCCCCAGCACCGCCUUUCCUCCCGGCGGUGCUAGCUGGUGA